Vitis riparia (riverbank grape) is the source of this 1912-nucleotide messenger RNA. RefSeq names its product glycosyltransferase BC10-like. The record is from RefSeq and is a predicted model, not a curated record. The transcript is spliced from 4 exons. NCBI's taxonomy places the organism in Eukaryota, Viridiplantae, Streptophyta, Magnoliopsida, Vitales, Vitaceae. Gene Ontology annotation, cellular component: membrane. The coding region runs from base 450 to 1607 and encodes 385 amino acids. Gene Ontology annotation, molecular function: glycosyltransferase activity.
CAUCACCCCACCAUAAGCUUCUCUCUCUCUUCAUUGCCUUUGGGUCUCUUCCUCAGUUAUAAAACAGCCCCAUGUACUGUGGAAAGAAUAAAGGAGGAGGAGAGUAAAGCACCUGAAAACAGCACUGACUCCACCACUCAUCAAACACUGUAUAUAAAUUCAGUGAAAUCAGGCGGAAUUCAAGAUACAAAGCAAAAAGUGUGAGAGCAAUUACUCUAGUUCUGUGGAGGCCUUUGAUCCUUCUUCUACAUUCAUCGUAAUGCCAUUACACUGCAUUUUGAAAUCUUGAUUUGGCUGAAGGUUUUGCUGUUUUGGGGUUGUGUCUUGGGCAGAACCGUGUGUUUGGGCAAUACCCAUGUUGUUUGGAUCGGAAAAAGGGUGUUAUCGGAUUUGAUUUCUGCAUAAAGACUAUACUCAGAAGCAGAAUUUGAUAGGAAAUAGUCGUUAAGAUGCACACAAGGGUAAUGUCAUGGGAGGAAGGCAAGGAGUUUGAAACUAUAAGUAGAACAAACCAACCUAAGGUUUUCCAACUUAGACUCCUUCAAUUUUUAUUGCUAUUUUUGCUUGUGGGUCUUGGAGUUAUGAUUUUUAGUAUGAAUAUGAUUCGAUAUUUUGGAGUUGAGAGCGUAGUCCCUGUAGCUCGGUCCCAUUUUCAACCUUGCUUUGAAGAGGCAAAUACUUUAGAAACUUGGAUUAGGCCUCCAUCCAAACUGUUACACAGCAUGAAUGAUAGUGAGCUGUUUUGGCGAGCUUCCUUUGUUCCCGGAAUAAAGAACUACCCAUUUAGGAGAAUUCCAAAGAUCGCCUUCAUGUUCAUGACAAAGGGGCCAUUGCCACUGUCACCUCUAUGGGAGAGAUUCUUCAAGGGCCACAAGGGACUAUAUUCAAUAUAUGUUCAUUCUCUGCCAUCUUAUGAUGCUGAUUUUCCAGCUUCAUCGGUUUUCUACAAGAGACAAAUUCCUAGCCAGGUGGUGGAGUGGGGAAUGAUGAGCAUGUGUGAUGCUGAGAGGAGACUACUAGCUAAUGCAUUGCUUGAUAUUGACAAUGAAUGGUUCAUCCUCUUGUCAGAGUCUUGCAUUCCUCUCCACAACUUCAGCAUUGUUUAUCGCUACCUAUCAAGAUCCCGAUACAGCUUUAUUGGUGCAUUCGACGAAGAUGGCCCUUUUGGGAGGGGACGCUAUAACCCAAACCUAGCACCUCAAGUUAACCUCACCGAAUGGCGUAAAGGAUCCCAAUGGUUUGAAGUUAAUCGGAAACUUGCAAUUGACAUAGUUGGAGACAACACUUUCUACCCAAGAUUUAAGGAGUUUUGCAGACCAUCAUGUUACGUGGAUGAGCACUACUUCCAAACAAUGCUGACCAUCCUGGCUCCACACCUAUUAGCAAACAGGACCACCACUUGGGUGGACUGGUCAAGGGGUGGUGCACACCCUGCCACAUUCGGCCAGGCUGAUAUCACAAAGGAAUUCUUCAAGAAAAUCAUUGAAGGUGGCACCUGCAUUUACAAUAACCAGCCAACUUCACUUUGUUUCCUUUUUGCAAGAAAGUUUGCUCCAAGUGCAUUGGAACCACUCUUAGACUUAGCAUCUGAAGUUUUUGGGUAUUAACAAAUUGAUGAGCAAACCGAUUACAUUUUUUCUCUGAAAAGUGGCUGUUGGAACAUGCGAGUCAUGUCAUGAAGCAAUCUUGUUUCAGGUGAACGCCUCUGAAAUCUUUUUCCCUACCACUUUUAUUCCUUGAUAACAUGUAUUACCAUUAGGUUUAGAUCUUAGACAAGCUCCCAGGGCAUAAUGAUAUUCUAUAUGUUUACAUCUUACACAAGGUUAUGGGGCUUAAUAAUAUUCUCUUUGAUUGUAUUUUGUACUGUAUCUUAUGAAUGAAUAUCUACAUUUAUGUUUGAUGGUUCAUCUUA